ACAUCAUUCGCUGAGAAGACCAACGAUAUACCUACCUCCUACCUAAUAUCUAUGUCUAAUAUAUAAUACCAAGACCUAAGAGGAAGGGAGAAAAAACAGAACAAAAACAAAACAACAACAACAACAACAAAAACAAAAACAAACACAUAUCAGAAGAUGUCGCAGCAGCAACAUCGAACUGGACCGCCGUACGCUCCCACCACCGCCAGCGUUGGUGGUCUUCCUUCUGUUAUACCAGAUGUGCCCGUCUCGGCCGUCUUCAUCGCCAUGUACGUGGCUUUCGCCGCCAUCAACAUGAUCAUAUAUCAAAUUAAUAGUCGGAGAGGACACAAAUUCAUCCCUUCCGUCGCCUUGUUUGGUUUCUGUAUGGCCCGCAUCUUGACCCUCGUCCUCCGGAUAGUGUGGUCUACCCGACACACCAACGUCAGUCUUGCUAUCGCCGCUAACAUAUUCGUCAAUGCUGGUAUUCUCAUCGUUUAUAUCCUGAAUCUCAUCUUUGCCCAGCGCAUCUUGCGAGCUAGGCAACCUGCUCUCGGCUGGCAUGUAUCGCUCCGUAUCAUUUACAGGGCCCUCUUCGUCGGAGUCGCCUGUGCCCUCGUCAUGGUCAUCACAGCAUUGGUCCUAUCCGUCUACAGCUUGAACUCGUACACCAUACGAGCUUGCCGGGACGUUCAACUGACCUCCGGGACGUACCUCCUCGUCUUCACCACUCUACCCGUCUUUCCCAUAGCCGCCGCUUACCUGUUACCUCCAUCUCCGGCCAAGGAAUCAUUCGGGGAGGGCAGUAUGAGGUCUAAGACUAUAAUAGUCCUCCUUGUUACUUGUCUCUGUACGAUGAAUUCGGGUUUUAGGGUUGGGACAGCUUGGUCACCACCACGACCGACGAAUGAUCCAGCUUGGUAUCAUGGCAAAGCCCCCUUCUACGUAUUUAAUUUCACGAUCGAGAUCAUAAUCCUACUUAUUCUAGUCUCGACCAGGAUCGACAAGCGAUUCUAUAUUCCAGAUGGAAGUAGUGAGCCGGGUCACUACUCUCGCCGCGUCGACUCGUCCACCGAGAGUGUCAGGGAUACUUCUGUCGAGAAGGAAGGGAAAAGCGAGGAGAGAACUCUGUGCGAUGUUUGAAAGAACUUAUUUGAAGAUAUAUGGAAUAUUUCAAAAUUAGUGGCGAGGUUUAUCUUAAUGCGAAAGCUAAUAUAAUGAUACCCAAUAGACGAAUAUUUCCACACACACCCCCUACC
This is a messenger RNA of Annulohypoxylon maeteangense, 1238 nucleotides long. RefSeq lists its product as uncharacterized. Lineage: Eukaryota; Fungi; Ascomycota; Sordariomycetes; Xylariales; Hypoxylaceae. The transcript has a single exon. The record is from RefSeq and is a predicted model, not a curated record. The coding region runs from base 157 to 1122 and encodes 321 amino acids.